Chilo suppressalis (striped riceborer) is the source of this 1738-nucleotide messenger RNA. The record is from the annotation of a GenBank genome assembly. NCBI's taxonomy places the organism in Eukaryota, Metazoa, Arthropoda, Insecta, Lepidoptera, Crambidae.
GUUUGACAUUGACAGCGACCGUAGCCGCUUGGUCGCUUGUUUAGAUAAAUAAUCUUGAAAAAAUAUCAAAUAACGAAGAAAGGAUUUAUAUUCAACAUUUUGUUACAUUUCAUAUCAUCCCACAAAUAUUUAUCAGUAUGGCUGACAUUGAGAUGAAACGAAAAGCUGACGACUACUCAGUCGUGCCAGCGAAGAAGACUCGCCACGAAAUUUCUGUUGUAGGGACCAGAGAAAAAGCUGUUGUUACAUCGUCGGUUCCUCGUACAUCAAAUUUGUAUGCUCCCAUAAUGCUGCUAGAAGGUCAUCAAGGGGAGAUCUUCACUGCAAAGUUUCACCCUGAAGGAAAACAUUUGGCAUCUGCAGGUUUCGACCGACAAAUCUUCAUGUGGAAUGUCUAUGGUCAAUGUGAGAAUGUGAUGGUAAUGUCCGGUCACACCGGUGCCAUUAUGGAGCUCUGUUUCUCACCAGAUGGCUCCCAUCUGUACACUUGUGCCACAGACAACACAGUGGCCGUGUGGGAUGUACCUACUGGCAUGCGGAUAAAAAAGUUGAAGGGCCAUACAAAUUUCGUCAAUUCUGUAUCAGGAGCAAGAAGAGGUCCCGAAUUAUUAGUUUCAGGGUCAGAUGAUAACACAAUAAAAUUAUGGGAUGCCAGAAAACGAAAUCCUAUAGCAUCCUUAGAUAGUUCAUACCCAGUCACAUCAGUAUUGUUUAAUGACACAGCAGAGAAAAUAAUAUCAGCUGGCAUAGACAACGUCAUCAAAGUUUGGGAUAUCAGAAACAACCAGAUAUCAUACAAAAUCAAAGGACACACAGACACAGUUACAGGCGUGUCGUUGUCGUGGGACGGCUCAUACCUGGUGUCCAACAGUAUGGACGGCACGGUCCGCAUCUGGGAGUGCGUCCGUUCGUCCUCUGUGUAUAUGUAUCAUGUUGAGUAUGCGUCAGGCGUGUCGUUGUCGUGGGACGGCUCAUACCUGGUGUCCAACAGUAUGGACGGCACGGUCCGCAUCUGGGAGUGCGUCCGUUCGUCCUCUGUGUAUAUGUAUCAUGUUGAGUAUGCGUCAGGCGUGUCGUUGUCGUGGGACGGCUCAUACCUGGUGUCCAACAGUAUGGACGGCACGGUCCGCAUCUGGGAGUGCGUCCGUUCGUCCUCUGUGUAUAUGUAUCAUGUUGAGUAUGCGUCAGGCGUGUCGUUGUCGUGGGACGGCUCAUACCUGGUGUCCAACAGUAUGGACGGCACGGUCCGCAUCUGGGAGUGCGUCCGUUCGUCCUCUGUGUAUAUGUAUCAUGUUGAGUAUGCGUCAGGCGUGUCGUUGUCGUGGGACGGCUCAUACCUGGUGUCCAACAGUAUGGACGGCACGGUCCGCAUCUGGGACGUUCGUCCGUUCGCGCCGUCGGAGCGCUGCGUGAAGCUGAUGUCGGGACACUCGCACAACUUCGAGAAGAAUCUGCUGAGAUGCGCCUGGGCGCACGACGGGGCUAAGGUGGCGGCGGGAUCCGCGGACCGUUUCGUUUACAUCUGGGACACGACGUCGCGACGCGUGCUCUACAAGCUGCCCGGCCACAACGGAUCCGUCAACGCGGUAGACUUCCAUCCGCGCGAGCCUAUCGUACUGUCCGCUUCCAGCGAUAAACAAAUAUACCUCGGCGAGAUAGACCACUGAUGCCAAAUAACUAGCUCGUUACAUUGUACAAUUAAGUUAGGAAUGAUAUUAAUAAAAUUAUUUUUAAUUUA